AUGCGCCAGCGUGCGGUACACUUUCGAGUUUCUCAUCCGAUUUGUACGGUUCGCAAUCGCAUUCGCAUAAAUCGGCCGGUUGUAGUGGCUUUCAGUGGCUAAGUUGCUUUGUGUGUCAGUGUCGCGUUUGGUAAUUUUUUACUUUUGUUUUUGCUUUUUGGCUAAGCGUAUUUCAUUGCAGCUGGUUACACGCGUUUUAGUUAUAGAAUAUACAUACACACUUACAAACAUCCAGCUAAUAAAAACUUGCCACAGGUGUCACAUGCAGUGCUGCAGGAUUUUCUUCAGUGUGCAAAUUGAGCAAACAGUGAGUUGCAUUCAUCUCUAGCCUUUUCAAAUUGUCUUCGCCAUGAAGCCGAUCAGCUAUCAGUAUAGUCUAGCCAGUGCUCGCGCCAUUAAAGUCAACUAACCAACCAACCAUCCCGGUGAAACGUAUGACAGCUGUGUACUCCACAAUUCUAUUGAUUUCUCAACAUUCACAGCUCGCUUCGUACAAUAUAAAGUAAAAGUGAAAUUUUCAAUAAAAUUAGUGGUGCAUAAAAAAUCAAAAAUGGCUAAAUAAAUAAUUGAAUGAUUCAAAAUGUGUUGUGUGGGUAAAAAGAAGUGUUUACUAUUGUGAAAAUAAAGAAGAGUUAACAACUAUAGAAAAAGCAAACACAUAACCUAAAACGCCAAAGCGCCUUAAGAAAUGUUAAUUGCGAUUUCCAUAAUAAAUUGUGAAUAUUCGUGCACAUCUUCAAUUAAAAUUACCAAUACACCUGGCCAAUACAACUAUAGGCAAUAAUAUUUUCAUAAAAGCAAAUAAUAACCAAACAAAGUAGUAAAAAUUUCACUGUGGAAAAGUGCAAUUUUUCGAUUUCUUUUAACGAAAACAAAAAGAAGCAAUUAAGUGACAAACAAAAGUUUUCAAUUUGCAACUGGCCACCUACUGCUACUUGCAACAUGCUGUGCAGCAACCAUAAAGCGUAAAACUAAGAAAGUGCGCAACACACACACCUAAAAACACUCACACAUAUACACGUCUAUACAUAUGCACACGUCUACGAGUAUUUUUGUGCAAUUCGCAUAACAAUAAUUAAGUCUAACAACUAACCGGAGAGAUAAGAAAAAGUACGAAUAGUUAAUAAAAAAAUUUCUGCAAAAAAUGCGAGUCAAAAUAUAAAAAUAUAUUUGUUUUGGAAAAUUGCAAAAACGUCAUCAACCGCGCAGAGCAAAAUGCAUUAAUUGUGCCACCAUGUUUAAAGUAGAUGGCGGUGCAGCAUAGGCAACAGCAAAUAAUACAAAAACAAAAAGAGAUUCCACGAAAAACAACACUGCCUAUGUCCGGACGCAAUAAUUCGCAACGCUACUUCAUCGCGUUCGUCAACAACGCUGUCAAGCUCUGGUGAUUAGUGCAACUUUUUGUCACCUACAUACAUUGUACAUCGUGUCCGUGUAUGUGCUUUCGUGUGCAUUGUUGUAAGUGGGCACGCGUGCCUUUCACUUCAUUUGUGUUAGUGCUACACACAUACAUACGUUGCACUUUUCUAUGUUGCAUGCCGCUUUGGUGUCACACUAAUUACCUUUGUUGUUGCGCAUAGCAUUCUACAAAAAUUUCGUGAAAAAAAGUUCAACGAGUUGCCGCUACCAUCGCCACGCCACGAUUGCUUGAAGUGCAUUGUACACCGCAAAGUUUCUUUUGGAUUUGAGCUCGCCACGGCACUAAUGCGUGUAAUACCGGCCGAGAUAAGAAUUCUAAUAUUUGUGCAACAUGUGGAAUAGUAGUAAAUGUCAUAGUCGAAGAUGGCUAGUCACGGACACAAGGCAAUCGGACAUAGGAAGCAGCGAAGACAGGCACACGCUGUCCAUGCGGGCGGAGAAGCAGUCACAGUCAUCACAGUCAACAGCGACGUCAGCGCUGCAACAACAGCAGCACACUAAACGCAAAUGCCGGCAAUUAUGCAACCACACCAAUAUGGUGCAUAGUACAGUGAAGGGGCAACAUCAGCCACAGUUGCUACACUUGCCAAUCAGUGUUCUCACAUCAGAUACAACAGCAUCGAAGUGUAGGCGGCGAUGGCGACGGCCGCGGCCACAUUCGAGAAUGGCUACUAUGAUGCAGUUCGUGACGCUGUGGUUCUCAUCCAUUUCCUCACUAGCGCCGCUGAAGCGCACACGAGUCAACGCUUGCCUUAACCAAAUAAUAGAAGUAUUACUAGCCUUACUAUUAGCCAAUUGCCUUAUGCAGCUGUUAGGACAAUUGCCCGUAGCUACGGCCGCAUUCGGAGCGCCACUGGCGGGCGACACGCUCGCGGAUGCGUAUAAUUUUUACACGAGUAGCAGAAGUCGGCAAGGUGCCGAUGGUAGUGCCUUCGAUGAUGGCGUUUAUAGCAACUAUCGCCAACCGCACAGUAUAGGUGGUAAUGUGGCGUAUGCAUUCAAUGCAUUGCAACUACCAUCGGCUGCUACGCUGGCGGCAGCAUCAGCUUACAGUCUACCCGAUGGCGGUGAUGCGUUGUCGGUGAAUCAAUUGCAACGCAGUCAAAAUUACAAAAUCAGUCAGAAGCCCUGCUCGAUUGGACGCAUCGAAGGCACCUGUAUGUUCGUGUGGGAGUGCAUCAAGUCCGAGGGCCGACAUGUGGGCAUGUGCGUGGACUCGUUUAUGUUCGGCUCGUGUUGUGCACACAAUUACACAGAUAAUAUUGUAAUGCCGCAAACGUUCUCUUAUACGCGGCCCACAAAACCGCUCGGUAUUGGCGGUCUGAAUCAUAGACCACGACCGCCGCAUCAGCCCCACAAGCCGAGCAUUAGUGGCAUGACUACCAUCGAACGACCGCACGGCGCUGGAACGCUGGUCAUACGCCCCUCUGGGCCGCAUCAUCAGGGUGCGUUGCAUAAGCCACAAUAUACGAAACCCUCCUCGUUAAGCAGCACGACAUCGUUCUCGACGUCUCCCUCAACAACGAGCAAAACAACAACAACCACUUCAACGGAGAACACUAAUGCGCACUGGACUUCGAACGCAGUCCUGUUGGACAUGCAGUCGGCAGCGGCUACGUCCACGGUAACAGCGUCCAAUCUCUGGCAUACAUCACCCCAACUGACAGCCGCAACGCAACACCAUUGGCACAUAACGACUGAGCCGAAUUUUAUUACCAAACCACGGCCGCCCAGCUGGGAGAAACCGACCGGUAUGCGUCCCUCGAAGCCAUCAAAACCAACAAAGAAGCCUAUCUUGCCGCAGCCACAAUUGCCCAGCUUCCAAUUGACGCAGCAACAGCAGCAGCACACAUCGCCGGUUAUUGUGUUCACGACGCGAAGGCCAAUGCCGUCGACGUCAACGCAGUCAGCGUCUACUAAACCAUCCUCCUUGCCUCCUGCAUCAUCCCCGAACACCGCGUCAACAACACCAAUAUCGGCGUUGUCGUUGACGCGACCAAAGCCACCGUUCACCUCCGCUUCCGCAGCCUCCACUUCAUCCUCGGCAGGCAUCAAUUCGCAGCAGCAACAGCACCAACACCACCAGCAUCAACAAUAUCCACAAUAUCAGCCGCCGCCUAUGUAUGCGAAGCCACCAACGAAAGUGCCUGCCACAACACUGGCGAGCACCGCCGGCAUUGGCAGCGCUACAUCAACUACUACAACGACAACAACAACAACAACUACAAUGCGUAUACCGUAUAGUACGACGGUGAAAACGACAACGCGUCCUUACACGCGCCCAACCACGCCCAGCUGGGUCAUUAGCGAAAGUGGUGUGCUCAGCAGCAGCAGCAGCAGCAGCAGCAGCGGCAGCAAUAGUGGCAGCGGUGGUGGCGACGCAAUUUAUCCAUUGCAAUCUACCACAAAGAAGCCAACAACAACAACCAUAAUGACUACAACAACGCAAAAGAAUAGACCAACUUCAGCGGCUACAACAUCAUCCACAUCAUCAUCGUCAGCGCCAUCAAGCUCAUCCGAGUCUUCUUCCACAUCAUCCGCAUCAACAUCGCACAGUGGCUCCACGACGAUGCCCAUCCGGCCUACGUAUCGCCCCACAUGGUCCACAGCAUCAACAGUGGCGCCCACGCGUCCAAGUUCUUCCACAUCAGCAACAACUUCAUCAUCAUCAUCAUCAUCAUCACCCUCAUCCACUUAUGUCACCACAUCGCAUUAUAUGCCUCCUUAUGGACAUUACCCACACCCGCAGCAAUCACAUCAACAACAACAACUACAUCAUACAUUGUCGCCACACAAUCUUACGACGAUCGAAUCGAAUGAGAUCUCCGAUAGUUUGACAGAUAAUAGCACCACUCUCAAAAUCAUCACUGCGGCACGUAGCGAAUGUGGCAUACCGGUGUUGGCGCGUCCGGAGACGCGUAUCGUGGGAGGUAAGAGUGCGGCGUUCGGCCGUUGGCCGUGGCAAGUGUCGGUGCGUCGCACUACGUUUUUCGGUUUCUCGAGUACGCAUCGUUGUGGGGGCGCGCUGAUCAAUGAGAACUGGAUCGCUACAGCGGGGCACUGUGUCGAUGAUCUCCUCAUCUCUCAAAUGCGGAUACGCGUCGGUGAAUAUGAUUUCUCACACGUGCAAGAGCAGUUGCCCUAUAUCGAACGGGGUGUGGCCAAAAAGGUCGUACAUCCCAAAUAUAAUUUCUUCACCUACGAAUAUGAUUUGGCGUUGGUAAAAUUGGAACAACCGGUGGAGUUUGCGCCACAUGUCAGUCCCAUAUGCUUGCCACAAACGGAGAGUUUAUUGAUUGGCAUGAAUGCCACGGUGACCGGUUGGGGACGUCUCAGUGAAGGCGGCACGCUGGCGUCGGUACUGCAAGAGGUGUCUGUGCCGAUUGUGAGUAACGGCAUUUGUGAGUCAAUGUUUGCGCGUGCCGGUCGUCAAGAGUCGAUACCGGAUAUUUUCGUGUGUGCGGGCUAUGAGAAUGGUGGGCAUGAUUCGUGUCAGGGCGAUUCCGGUGGACCGCUGCAGGUGAAAUCCGCAGAUGGCCGCUUUUUCUUGGCGGGCAUCAUCUCGUGGGGCAUUGGCUGUGCUGAGGCGAAUUUACCAGGUGUGUGCACGCGCAUCUCACGCUUUGUGCCCUGGAUCAUGGAGAAUGUGUCGUGAUGGGCAUGGCAUAUGAGACGAGGCCGGCAUGCAAUCGUUUUAAAUUCGACUGUAAAUAGUUUAGGAUUUAUUUUUAUUUAAUUUAAUUUUUUGUUUUGCAAUAUGUUAGGCACAGUGUUCGAUUGAAGAGUACUUUGUGCUCUCAUCUGUUUCCUAUGAUAAGCAUGUUUUCUUAUUUCUAAUUUAUUUCCCUAUUUUCAAAACAAAAACGAAAACAAAAAAUUAUGAAAUUAUAUAUUGUUAAAUACUAAUUUAUAUAAAUUAUGUGAUUUAUAUUUAUGAAAGUAGUUAGUCGCAAUUAAAAAGUGAAUUAAUUA
This is a messenger RNA of Anastrepha ludens (Mexican fruit fly), 5391 nucleotides long. It is a transcript of the gene Sb, whose product is annotated as serine proteinase stubble. The transcript is spliced from 12 exons. Lineage: Eukaryota; Metazoa; Arthropoda; Insecta; Diptera; Tephritidae. The record is from RefSeq and is a predicted model, not a curated record. Gene Ontology annotation, molecular function: serine-type endopeptidase activity. Gene Ontology annotation, biological process: proteolysis. Bases 1751 to 5074 code for a protein of 1107 amino acids.